Messenger RNA from Macrobrachium nipponense, 1011 nucleotides. RefSeq lists its product as uncharacterized. Bases 1 to 1011 code for a protein of 336 amino acids. The transcript has a single exon. Lineage: Eukaryota; Metazoa; Arthropoda; Malacostraca; Decapoda; Palaemonidae. The record is from RefSeq and is a predicted model, not a curated record.
AUGUCCAACUCACCUUCCCCCCCUGUGGAUUAUGCCCAACUCACCUUCCCUACUAUGGAUUAUGUCCAACUCACCUUCCCCACUGUGGAUUAUGCUCAACUCACCUUCUCCACUGUGAAUUAUGUCCAACUCGCUUUCCCCACUGUGGAUUAUGCCCAACUCAAAUUCCCUACUGUGGAUUAUGUCCAACUCACCUUCCCCACUGUGGAUUAUGUCCAACUCACCUUCCCCAUGUGGAAUUAUGUCAACUCCCCACCUUCCCCACUGUGGAUUAUGUCCAACUCAUUUUCCCAUGUGGAUUAUGUCCAACUCACCUUCCCCACUGUGGAAUAUGUCCAACUCACCUUCCCCACUGAUGAUUAUAUCCAACUCAUUUUCCCAUAUGGAUUAUGUCCAAUCACCAUCCCACUGAGGACUAUGUCAACUCACCUUCCCAUUGUGGAUUAUGUUAUUCCACCUUCCCAAUGGGGAAAUUAUUGUCAAUUCACCUUCCCCACUGUGGAUUAUGCCCAACUCACCUUCACCCCACUGGGAUAUGCCAACUCACCUUUCAACUUUGAUUAUGUCCAACUUACCUUCACCCACUAUAGAUUAUGUCCAACUCACCUUUCCCAUGUUGGAUUAUGGCCAACACACCUUCCCCACUGUGGAUUAUGUCCAACUCACCUUCCACACUGUGGAUUAUGCCCAACUCACCUUCCCCACUGUGGAUUAUGUCCAACUCAUUUUCCAAUGUGGAUUAUAAACCAACUCACCUUCCUCACUGUGGAUUAUGCAACAACUCCAUUCCCCAUUGGGAUAUGGCCAACCCCACAUUCCCACUGUUGGAUUAGUCCACCCCUUCCACACCUGUGGAUUAAAUGCCAACUCACCUUCUGGGAUUAUGUCCAACUUACCUUAUUUUCCAAACUUAGAUUAUGGUCCAACUCACCUUUUCCCAUGUUUGGAUUAAAGGGCCAAUCCCACCUUCCCCACUGUGGAUUAUGGUCCAACUCACCUUCCACACUGUGA